GGUCAUAGUGUUUUCCAGCUACAAAAAAAAAAAAAGUUUUAAAAAAAAAGUCUUCCACUUGUUUUUCAAGAGAGACGAAAACACGGAGAAGCUGAAGAAAUGAAGCAACUAGCAAAACUCCUUCUGUGGCAGAUUUUACUUCAGCAAAGUUCUGUUUAUUUAUACUCAGUCCCAGCUGAUGCCUCAAACCCAAACAGUGUUGUUGUGUCAGUGUUAAAUAUCAGUGCUACGUUGGGGUCACAGGCUGUUCUGCCCUGCAAGAGUUACCGCAUGGUGUGGACCCAGGAUCGUCUGAAUGACCGCCAGCGUGUAGUCCACUGGGAUGUGUACAACAACUACUAUGGAGAUAACAAGAUGGAGAGGCUAUGUGACAUGUACUCAGCUGGAGAUCAGCGUGUAUACAGCUCCUACAACCAAGGGAGGAUAUUCAUGCCCCAGAAUGCAUUCACAGAUGGCAACUUCUCCUUGGUGAUCAAAGAUGUUGCAGAGAGCGAUGAAGGCACGUACUCUUGUAAUCUUCACCAUCACUACUGCCACUUAUACGAAACUGUGAAAAUCCAACUAGCUAUCACCAAGAAAGCUGAGGAUGCAAACCAGUACUGGGAUGGGGAAAAGCCUGUGAUUGUUGCCCUAGAAGGCAGCACAGUGAUGCUCCCCUGUGUGAACCGUAACCACAUCUGGACUGAACGGCACAGUGAAGAGGAACAACAAGUGGUCCACUGGGACAGGCAACCCCCAGGGGUUCCUCAUGACCGGGCUGACCGCCUCAUUGAUCUGUAUGCCUCUGGUGAGCGCCGUUCUUACGGACCUCUCUUCAUUCGUCAGAAGAUGAACAUCACAGACACAGCCUUUGCCCUGGGUGACUUUUCCCUGCGGAUUUCACAGCUGGAAAGUGCAGAUGAAGGCACUUACUCCUGCCACCUGCACCAUCAUUACUGUGGCCUGCAUGAGCGCAGGAUCUACCAAGUCUUUGUGACGGAGCCGGUGAGAGAGAAGAAGGUGGUGAACCUCACAACUCACAACAUUGCCCCAGCCAUAGAUCCAAAUGUUGUCAGGGGCCACAACGUAAUAAACGUCAUCAUCCCUGAGAGCCGGGUGCACUUCUUCCAGCAGCUGGGAUACAUCCUGGCAACUCUGCUGCUCUUCAUUGUCCUCCUCAUCAUUGUUGUCCUCAUCACCCGCAAGCGCCGGCAGAGAGGUUAUGAAUACAAUGUGAAGAAAUAUGGAGAGAAGGAUGUAAAUCUUAAAGAAUUUACAGUCGACACAACAGAUCUGACUCAAUACAAAAGUGAAGACAUCAGGCUGGAUUACAAAAACAACAUCCUGAAGGAGAAGGCUGAGCAAGCCAGAAGCUUCCCAGCAAAGCACAUUGAUUUAGACAAAGAUUUCAGGAAGGAAUAUUGUAAAUGAAGACAUUCCCAAGCUGCUGGCUGGACCAGAAGCUUCAAUCAAAGACAGAUAAAUGGAAGAGAUGCCUUUCCUUAAUAUCAUGUGCCUCCAGUUACCAUAGAUUUUUUCACGUAGACUUUCUCCCCACUAAGCACAAGGGUAUUUGCAAAAGCUUCUUGAAAGAGUUAGACCGUCUGUCUUGUGUGCACUUAUGAUGGGUUUUGGUUGCCUUUUCUUCUUCUGUUCUCCCAGUCCUCCAUUCCCCUUUUCUUUCUUGAUAUUAUUGUUGGUUUUAUGCAUCAAUGAUUUUUAUGAGCUGAAUCAGCAGACCUUUUGCUUUGAUGUUACUGCUUUAAAUAAACCAACCUGCAUUGC
Molecule: messenger RNA, 1764 nt
Organism: Cariama cristata (Red-legged seriema)
Lineage: Eukaryota; Metazoa; Chordata; Aves; Cariamiformes; Cariamidae
Gene: MXRA8
Product: matrix-remodelling associated 8
Exons: 10
Coding region: 100-1410 (436 amino acids)
Biological process (GO): establishment of glial blood-brain barrier; cell adhesion
Cellular component (GO): cell surface; membrane
Source: RefSeq, a predicted model, not a curated record